UUUUCUUUUUUCCGUCGCAAACAAGAUGAAAAGUGAAAGAAAAUCGCAAUUAUUUUAAUUUUCUAUCAAAGAAAUUAAUUAUUUAUUCGUUCUUUUUAUCGAUAAUUUCAUUAUAAGGUCGUUUUAAUCCUUUCGCGUUCAUAAUUACACUCUUCGGUAUUCAAGUAUCAUCCACCAAAUCGCAUCAACGAAAUGGGAUGCUACUUGAAAGUAGCCGAAGAUGAAGGCGAAGAACCCAUCGAACUGCCUUUAGAGGAAGAUGGUACGUUACUUCUAUCCACUCUAACCGCUCAAUUUCCGGGUACAAGCGGAUUAAAAUUCCGCACCGAAUCAAACACAUUUCGAGGAGUUCGACUCGCCGAUGUAAAAUUCCAUCCUCCUGAAGAAUCAUGGGGUGAUACGGUCUAUUAUUGCGUAUUUCUGAAAGAAAACAAAAGAAAAUCGGACGAUAACAAUGAUAAUCUGGUAGCGAAGACUAAACGUAUUUAUUGUAUGAAAUGUACCGAUUUAAUCGUUCUCGGGAUACCUUGGGAUUUAUCCGAACAUCGUUUGAGAACCUAUUUCGAACAGUUUGGAGAGUUGUUGAUGGCUAUGAUCAAAAAAGAUUCGAAAACUGGCCAGUCCAAAGGAUACGGAUUUAUUCGUUUCGCCAAUUACGAAUCCCAAGUACGAGCACUUUCGGCUAAACAUAAAAUCGAUAAUCGAGUGGUCACCGUUAGAAUUCCGAUUUCUCAGGAAGGAUCGGUACCGUCUUCGAAAAUAUUCGUCGGUCGAGUAACCGAAGAUAUUACCGCUGAAGAUUUACUUCAGUAUUUCUCUAAAUUUGGCGAAGUUAUCGAUAUCUUUAUACCUAAACCAUUUAGAGCAUUCGCAUUCGUAACAUUCUUAGACGUACAAGUAGCUCAAUCUUUAUUAGGAGAAGAUCAUAUUAUUAAAGGUGUAUCGGUUCAUAUCGGAGGAGCAGCUCCGAAGAAUAACUCUAGAGCUAAUUCGACCGACGGUUUCAACAACGAAGGCUUUUAUUCGCCUCCCAAUAAAAACGUACGUAAAGAUAAAUCUUGGAGUAGUCCAAAUUUCGAAAAUCAAAACUUCCAGCAAAAUCCUCAACAAAAUAUGACCGCUGGAUUGCUCAACGCGUUAGGUAAUCUAAACCCAGCUUUGAUAGCUGCCUUGAAUCAAGCCAGUUGGGAAUUAAUGAAUAGCAAUAACUCGACCACACAGCCACCGCCAGUUCCUCCCCAACAACCAAUCACCACCAAUUACCCGACACCUUUACCUAGCGGUAGUUCACCAUCUCGUCAGUACAAUACUGGCUACCCUACCGGUACUCAAUUCCGUGAGAAUUGGUGGAACAGCGGCUACGCCAAUAGCCGACCAACAGCUAGCAAUUUUAAUAAACCGGUUGGAAACACAGCUAAUGGAUAUUUUACCAGAAGGAAAAACUACAUGUAGGCAAUACGUAUCGAAAUCCAUACGUUGUGUGGUAAUUUUUAUUCGUUCGCAAAAGUAUGUAUCAUUUUUUUUAUUAUUAUUACCUUUUCGAUAUUAUUUUUACGUAUAUUUAUUUAUUAUUAUGUUCAUGCGAGGUGUAGAAAUUUUCACUACGCGGACAGUUCUUUUCGCCUUUAAUGACCAUUAUUCUAGUUUCUUUGUUUUUUUUCUCUCUUUUUAUCGGACUCGCUCUGCAUUGAUUUUUAAAAAAAAAUACAUGUACACGUGUGUGAUCUGCUGAUCUGUGUCUAUAAUCUGAAUGAUUUUAAUGACUGUGUUGUUUGGAAAUGCCAAAUGCGAGAUAUUCUAAGAUACGAAUUAACGUUUUUAAUUACCUAGAGUAAAUUUGUACUAUUAUCGCUUCGAUGAAAAAUACCUACGCUUAUGUUAAUAGAUAAUUUUUAUUUCAAUUUUUUCCUCUUUUUUUUCCUCUCCUUGAUUGUAAUAUGCUGAUGCAAGUGGAUGCCUGAAGGCUGAUGAAUGCAUGAUUAUGUUAUUUUAUUUUUAAUAAGUAAAUAAAUCGGUAACAUCCGAAUUAAAAUCUUUACUCUGCUA
Molecule: messenger RNA, 2046 nt
Organism: Planococcus citri (citrus mealybug)
Lineage: Eukaryota; Metazoa; Arthropoda; Insecta; Hemiptera; Pseudococcidae
Product: TAR DNA-binding protein 43-like
Exons: 6
Coding region: 193-1452 (419 amino acids)
Biological process (GO): regulation of gene expression
Cellular component (GO): nucleoplasm; chromatin
Molecular function (GO): RNA binding
Source: RefSeq, a predicted model, not a curated record